GGAACCGUGCUAGAAUUCACGUAUAAAACCAAAUAUGAAUUUCGCAACAGUUUUGCUGUUAAGUGUGACUUUAUGCCACGGUCAGGACUUCGCUGCCACCGCCGGGCAGUUCUUACAAAGCAUGCUACCUACUUUGAUUACCAAUCAAAUAAAUCAUCAGACCCAAGGUCAACCAGGUACGAAUAUCUUUGUGCAAACAGACACUAAUGCCGAAAGAGAGGAGAUAAAAAACUAUGAAGAACUCUUGCGUCAAAUUCAAGACCAGACAUCCGACGAUGAUAUUCUACGACUCAGCGACGAGAUAUUUAAUGCGGAUACCAACAGCGUUUACGAUACUAUCCAAAUCAAUUUACAAGGGAAAACUACUCCAGCGUCCAAAAACGACGAGGCACCAUUUAAUCUAUUGUACGUACCAGCACAAAUAUGGAACGCUCCUACUAUCAAACCAUUCGUGGAUAUUUUCCACAAUUACCACAAAAACAUAAUUGUACCCGAAUUCUUCACGGAAAAUGAAGAAUCAGAACAAAUGACAUACAUAAACACAAUUUUGACCACUGGGCCUAUACGCAGUCUCAUGGCUUAUCUGGUCGAUAAAGGUCUAAACCAUCUGAGCGAAUAUAAGGAACAAGGAGGCCUGUUGAAGAAGAUCUGGUUCACUAAGUACGCGCGCCACUGGACGGGGUUUUGCAAGUGCAGUAGUCCCUUUGAGAAUAUAUUUUUGGCUGAAUUUAAUGGUGAUGAAGUAUUAGGUCUACGCAGCUGGCUGUUCUUCGCAAUGCGUGAACAAUACGGCAAAGCCAACUACCUGGGUUACAUCGACAUGCUCCACCUCCACGAUAAAGGCAUCAUCCUAAAGCACCACUCCAUUAUCAGCAUAACCAAGGACGCUCCUAUGCUUAAAAUGUUUAUCGGCACAUCGCCGGAACUUGAAAUGGCCUUAUACACACUUUGCUUCAUGGCCCGUCCAGACAAGCCUUGCGAAUUAAUUUACAAUAAUGUAACUUUUACCAUUUAUACUAAGACGAUUAAUGCAGAGAACACAAUUCUUAUUGACACUGCUUAUCCUGGAUUUUAAGUACAGGGACAUUACAUAGUUCAUUCCCUAAGAUAAAAAAUAUAAAUAUUAAUUUGUCAGGGCUCGAUCUGCACGUAGAUUACUUUUUCAUAUUUUUAUCUCUCUUAAUAAAAUUCUUAGUAUUUGUAUACAAAAGCAUUUUACCAUUGCUAGCUUCAUAAUAUAGGCCUCAAUUUCGAGAUAAUAUGAAAGAUGUGAUGAAAAUGGAAGUAAAUUACUUCGCUACUCCGCGAACUCAGGGAAGGUUAAAUAGUUGCGCUAGUGUUGAUGAAAAAAAAUUUAUGCAGUUAAUUUUGUCACCA
This is a messenger RNA of Hyposmocoma kahamanoa, 1377 nucleotides long. Its product is annotated as poly(U)-specific endoribonuclease homolog. The transcript has 6 exons. Gene Ontology annotation, molecular function: RNA endonuclease activity. Bases 35 to 1075 code for a protein of 346 amino acids. The record is from RefSeq and is a predicted model, not a curated record. NCBI's taxonomy places the organism in Eukaryota, Metazoa, Arthropoda, Insecta, Lepidoptera, Cosmopterigidae.